Messenger RNA from Nanorana parkeri, 5861 nucleotides. RefSeq names its product synemin (gene SYNM). Lineage: Eukaryota; Metazoa; Chordata; Amphibia; Anura; Dicroglossidae. Gene Ontology annotation, cellular component: neurofilament cytoskeleton; intermediate filament; costamere. Gene Ontology annotation, molecular function: vinculin binding; structural constituent of muscle; structural constituent of cytoskeleton. The record is from RefSeq and is a predicted model, not a curated record. Gene Ontology annotation, biological process: fast-twitch skeletal muscle fiber contraction; intermediate filament cytoskeleton organization. Bases 106 to 5640 code for a protein of 1844 amino acids. The transcript is spliced from 4 exons.
GGGGCUCUGAUGUGGAGAGGCUGGGGAAAGGAGACUACUAGAAGAAGGCCAUUUUAACUGACAAACAAAUUGAAGAUUAAAGAAGGGUCCAAGCAAUUUGUUAAGAUGCUGUACGUACGAAGAGGAUUUGGGGAUGAGAAGUCCCAGUUAAAUGAAUUAAACGUGCGUCUGGACCAGUAUUUGUCUAGGGUAAGACAACUAGAAACAGAGAACCAGCAUCUGGUUGAAGAAAUCCACAAACUUCGCUUGGAGCGAGGAGCAGAGUGGACACAAGUGUACCACUCAGAGGUGUGUGAGCUGAGGAAGAGGGUAGAAGAACUUACCAUACAGAAAUGUGAAGCAGAGCUACAGAGAGAUAACUUUGCUGAAGAGUUGCAAGAAUUGCAGGAAUUAUGGGAACAGGUGAGAAGCAUAAGACUCAAGAUUGACCAACAGCUAAUACUUUACAAGCAAGAUCUGCAACAAGCGCAGCAAAAACAGGCUGCUUUGGAGCAGCUGUACAUUCAGUUGCAACAGGAGUGUCAGAUGCUUCAAGGUUCUCAUGAAGAGGAAAUUAUAGCACUGAGGGAUCAGGCUUUUCAGAUUCCAUUGCAAAUUACCAUGCAGGAGGUUCUGCGACCCAAACUCAGCUUAACAGAUGUACAGAGCUUCUCACUAGAACUGUCCGAGUCAUGGAAGGAAGCUUUUGUCUUCUAUCAAAAGAAGAUUGAGGAGCUAGAGAGCAUCCUGAGGCGGAGUGAGGAGGACCGACAUGGGGCAGAAGAAGAAAUCACAAUAUACAGGCUACAGGUAGAGAAGCUCUGCAAGGAAUAUGAGGAGCUUCUGGCCAUGAAAACUAUGCUUGAAGAUGAGCUGCUUAGGAUGAAGGCGAAGUACAGGCUGGAGGUGGAGGAAUAUCAGGUCAUAAUAGAGGAGCUGGAGACUGAGAAAAAGACUAUUACUAUAAACAUUACAGAACGACUAAGGGAUUAUCAUGACCUCAUGCAAGCAAAGACCGGACUCAGCCUUGAAGUGGCAGCGUACAGGGCAUUGCUGGAAGCAGAAAGCAAAAAGGGAGAAGUAAUCAUUACAGAACACACUGUCAGAGACAGGCCUGCAGGGUAUGUGACAUCAACAUUGGAAGAAACCACAAGAUUUUCUAACAGAGGACGAGAGAAAUUUGAAUAUCCGACUACUAAAAGCAAAGACGAGAUACAAUGGAAAGCACAGACAGCUGAUUCCAGGAGAUUCCUAACUCGGACUGUACCACAAACACAGAUUGCUCCAAGAUAUACACAUUUAGGAAACACAAGCAGUUCCUAUGGCUCACGUAGUCAUGAAACUUUAUCUCAAGAAAGAUGUGGCAGGUGGGACACAAGCUUCUCCACAAAAUAUGACUCUUCACGUAAGUCAGGAGGACACCAGACAGUACAACCAAUUGCUGUGUCACCAUACGCAUCCACAGAAACAAUAAUUAGUCAAACAAAACAACAAGAGCAAAUGAAAGAUCAGAGGCCAGUAGCUCGCCCAAGAUCUCAUUCUAAAGAGACUAGAAGAGGCCAGGUUGACAUUAUGGUGGAAAAUAAGCAACAGGAAUCUGAUUCUCAAAAUGUUUUUGCAACUGAAGUUGGUAAAGACAGAAAAUCAGAAUCACAAUCUGUAAGAGAAGCAAAGCAAGUUAUAGAGGACAAUGUAACAAUGACUGCAAAUGAAAACAGAAAAAAAUAUGAUGAAACAGUAAGUGUAACAGAAACAGUGCAGAAAGAAACAAUUCAAGAGCCUAAAACACAAGAGCUGCCGGUCAAAAAGGAAAGGAAGAAAAAAGAACUAGCCAAAAAAAGAAAAGAAGAGAUGGAGAAUGUUGCAGUAGGUGACAUGAACGUGACAGGUUUAUCAGCGGAGGUAUACGAAACCACCCAGGUGAAGAAAACAACUGUCCUUGGUGAGAAAGCAAAUGAUCAGCCAAUUGUCUAUGAAAUACCAAUACAAUUUGAGAAAAGAAAACAAGAAGGCAAUGAAGAAUACAAAGCAAGAAAUGUUAGUCAAACAUAUGUGAAUCAAGAAACUAUUUCUCAAAGGAAUACCAUGGAAUCUGGCAAAACUAAUCACGAAUUUGGAAAGGAAACUAUAUUGGUUGAUGAAUAUCUUAAACAGUUAGGGCAGUCUUCUGUCUUUAAUAAGAAUGAGACUAAUAUCUUAGAAGAAAAAAAUCAGGACAGCAGAUUUAUGAGAACUUUUGUUUUUGGAGAAAAGUCAGGCGAUAAGAAAGUUGUCAUGGAAAUACCAAUACAACUUGAAGAGAACAAAAAAGAAACUAGUUCAUACAAAGAAAAUGUUGAGAAUUCAGCAAAAAGCAGAGUUUCAGAAAAUGUAAAUAAAAUUAAUAUUAGUAAGGAAGAAAGUCUUGAAGUUGAUAUGGAAAAUUUACAUCAAGAUUUUGAAACCAAUGAGUUUAGCAGAGCAGAGGAAUCUUCAAGCACUUCAUCAGAUACCAUUGAGAAGAAAGCCUUAGUAACCGAUAUCCUUAAACAAUUAGGUCAUCCUUCUGACUUGGAUGAUGCUAAUGUUUCCUAUUCAGAACGAAAAGAAAAGUACAGUGAUGGAUCUGUGAAAACAGAAAUAUUGGUAGAAUCUAAGAUAGAGGAAGAGAUGGAUUUGUUUGAUGAGCCUGACUUAACAGAUUUGUGGACCACAACAUCAUUUUCCUCAUCUAAGAAGAGUGAGGCAGCUACUACUCCAGUUGAAGAAAUUCAGAGCAGGAAAAUUAAGAAAACAAUCCUGGAAGACAUUUCAGGAGCAGAAGCAGAAGAAUGGAUAGGAAAUGUCAUUCGCACAGGACUAAAGGGGUCUCCAGGAAAAUCUGUUAAUGUUGAGAUAGUUGAGGAAUCCAUUGGCACAUUUACCUAUGAAAAAGGAGAGUACUCUACACCAUUCCAUGUAGAAGAAGCAGAGGAUAAUUAUAAUAAAGAAGAAUCAGUAAAUACUGAAGAAAUGCCUGUGUCUGUAGGAACAGAUCAAAUACAUGAUAACAUUCAACCCAGUGAAAGUCCAGCACAAGUCGAAGAAAUAACAGAGGGUGAACAUGUCGAUGAAGAAAUCGAUUACUUUGUUUCUAUUCCAGAUGAAAGUCCACGUGUACAGGAGGAGGAAGAGGAGACUAUACGUGGACAGAUUCACACCGAGGAAGAAUCCCAUGUUACGUAUUCUUGGCAGGAUGAAUUCUUACAAGGUUCUCAAGGUCGUAAAGGUUUGAGUGAGAUGUUAAAACAAGCUGCAGCCACUGAACAAAGUUCAAUGAACUACAGAAACACAGCAGAUUACAGUGACACAGUAGACAAGGAAGAACAAAAAGAAACAUCUCAUGUGGAAACUGUUGUGAUUGAGAAAACAAACACCUAUGGGUCCUUAGUGGACAGAGAUGGUGACUUGCAAACGCAACAACAAAACAAAGACACACAUGUUGAAAUUAUCGGGAUUGCAAAAGCAGCCACCUAUGGGUUAUCAGUGGAUCGUAAUGAUAGCUUUGACAUGAAAAAACAAGAAGGAGAAUUACAUGUGAAAACCAUUGGGAUUGAGAAAGCAGACAGCUAUGGGACCUCAGUGGACAGCAGUGUAAGAUUUAACACUAAGGGACACAAAGGAGAGUCCCAUGUUGAAACUGUUGUAAUUGAGAAAACAAUUAAAGCUUCUCCAGAAAUCCAGUCAACAUUAAUCCAUCUUCUUUCUAAAGACAUCACAGAUCCCCAGCAAAAAUUAAGAGGGGCACUAGACUGCCUGCAAGGAAGCCUUCCUGAUGAGCUAAUUGAAGAGCUGUCAACACUUGCCGGGGAAGAUCAAACACAAACCAGCAGUUUGGCAGUGAAUAUUAAAAAGCUUGGUCAAACAGACGAAAGUGGAACUAUGACUAUAGUGGCAGAAAUCAAUAUAUCUAAAACUUUAGACACAGAUAACCUAGAUGAUCUAGAACUGAAUACAAGAAUUGAAAGCGAAGAGAGUACUAUACCUAAAUCCCAAACAAGGUCCUCUGAAGAUGCACUGCAAAAAGAAGGGAUCACUGCUGUAUUUGGAGACAAAACUUAUGGAAAUGAGGACUUUUACAAUUCUGUUACAGUGGGAAUUAAUAAUAGAGAAGAGAGUUAUACAUCCGAAGAAAAUGUUGCAAAAAGCCCAACCUCUACAAAAGCCUCUUUUGGGCAAAUUACCACUGAUGUUGGCAGAUUCAUAAAACAUAUAGAGCUUGAUACCAAAAAGCACAUGUUUCAAGAGGAUUUUGCAAGUGCUCAGGAUUCAGCAGCCAGCCUUUCUCCAACAGACACAAACAGGUCUGAGCAUCAUAUUAAACUUGCACCCACGGAACCAUUGUAUAACAAACAAAUUAUCUUUGAGGGCCCUAUCUCUGAAACCCUUAAACUUGACAUUGUGAAAAAUACAGAAGAAACAUCAGAACAGAACCGAUCCAUAAGGCACAUAAAAAUAAGUCCAACCGAAACUGUUCCCACAGAGCAGAUCAUAUUUCAGGGUCCUUUAUUUAAAACUGUAGGUAUGGGAGCCACAGGAGAAUUAUCAGUUCAUGAAAAAAAUGUGGAGCAUGUUAGUCAGGCAACUAAAAGCCUAGUUUUCGAGAGAUUCCAAGUUGGUAGUCAGGAAACUACAAGUCAUAGCACUGACUUUACUGCAGGUACAAGCAAGAUAGUUUCACAUUUUAAGGUAAACUCAGGUGAGUCCCUCAGUAAACAAAUUAUGUUUGAGGGCAGCAUUCCCAAAACCCAUGACUUCAGCAGACCUAGCAUAUUAAAUAUCGAUAAUUCAGAGGAGGACAGUCGACCAAUUGAACAUAGCUCUGCUACUCAGAAAAUUCAUGUAGCAAAACAAGUUAAGUAUCAAGGUUUUGUUUCUCAACAUCAUGCAGUAGAAGAUUAUGGCAACAAUGCAGAGCAAAAUGAUCAGGGUAAGAUCAACACUUCUGUCCACCACAUAAAACUGAGUCCAAGUAAAGAACAUAUUGUUCUUGAAGGUCCCAUCUCUGCAAAUUUCAAUAUUACUGGAGAAGACAAAACAUAUGUAGAAGAUACAGACAGGCCUAUUAGACACAUUCGUCUUGGCUCUCCAAAAGGACAAAUAUCAGAACAUGUAACCUUUGAAGGACCAACUACAGAAUCUUAUGAAUCUUCUGACUUUUUUGUUUCUUCACCAUCUGGUGAUUCCACUGAGAGUGAACGAUCAAUCAAGCAUAUAAGACUGGGUCCAAAAGAGAAAACAUUCACUUUUCAAAUGGACAUAACCAAAAUUGCCACAAAGCAUUCAGAAGAAAAAGGAGCUGAGGAUAGUGGAAUGGUGAUUACUUCCAGUAAGUUUGAAGGUCAGCCAGAAUUUAGUCAGUCAAGUACUGAAUUAAUGGAUGAUCUAGAGGUGGCAGAAAGUGGAUAUGGUGAGGAAGAGAUUGCUGGCGUCUCUCAGUAUGCUUAUGAAAUCGUGCCGCAGAGCCAGAACAUCACUGAAACAUCACAGCUUGAAAAAACUGUUCAAAUACAAAGAAUACUACAUCAGAGUCACAUUGUCUCUGAUGAGAAAAAAGUGGCCAUUGUUUAUCUUGAUGAAGAAGAAGAAGAGGAGGAAGAAGAAGAGGAAGCAGAUCAGGAUUAUCUAAGGCGCUCAUUCUGAAAUCCCUUAUAAUAUUUAAGCAAACAAAAAAGUGUAUAUAAAAAAAAUAUUCUCUCCAGCAUUAUAGCACAGCUACACAAGGCAUGGCCCAGUGGCAAGAAUGUUUAAACAUUUAUGUCAAUUAGGAAUUGUUGUAAUGCACUGAAAUGUUGUUUUCUAAAGAAUUUAAGCAAAUCUUAUAGAGUACUGCAUUUAUCUCACACCUAUUGCACCAAUUUACA